Molecule: messenger RNA, 2382 nt
Organism: Arabis nemorensis
Lineage: Eukaryota; Viridiplantae; Streptophyta; Magnoliopsida; Brassicales; Brassicaceae
Source: the annotation of a GenBank genome assembly
AUGUCGGAAAACGAAUCUGACCGUCGUUUCGCUAAUCUGAGAGGUGUACGGUGGCGCGUGAAUCUCGGUGUUCUUCCCUUUCAUGCUUCUUCCAUCGAUGAUCUUCGCAGAGCAACUGCUGAAUCUCGACGAAGAUAUGCUGCUUUAAGGAGACGACUCUUGAUAGAUCCACAUUUGUCUAAAGAUGUUGGAAAUUCACCUAAUCUUGCAAUUGACAAUCCCUUAUCACAAAACCCAGAUAGUACAUGGGGUCGGUUCUUUCGUAACGCGGAGCUAGAGAAAACAUUGGAUCAAGACUUAUCGAGGUUAUAUCCAGAACAUUGGAGCUAUUUUCAAGCUCCUGGAUGUCAAGGCAUGUUAAGACGUAUUCUACUCUUGUGGUGCCUUAAACAUCCUGAGUACGGGUAUCGACAAGGAAUGCACGAGCUUUUGGCACCUUUGCUAUAUGUACUUCAUGUUGAUGUCGACCGUCUCUCUGAAGUGCGUAAAAGUUAUGAAGAUCAUUUCACGGAUAGAUUCGAUGGGUUAUCUUUCGAAGAAAGAGAUAUUUCUUACAACUUUGAUUUCAAGAAGUUUCUGGAGGAUUUCGCUGAUGAUGAGAUUGGUGGUAUUCAGGGGAAUUCAAAGAAAAUAAAGAGUCUAGAUGAGCUUGAUCCAGAAAUCCGAUCCAUUGUAAUGUUAAGCGAUGCUUAUGGAGCUGAAGGAGAACUCGGGAUUGUCUUGUCCGAGAAAUUCAUGGAGCAUGAUGCUUACUGCAUGUUUGAUGCUCUAAUGAGUGGAUCUAAUGGUUGUGUUGCAAUGGCUGGAUUUUUCGCUUACUCUCCAGCCAGCGGAUCCCACACGGGUUUACCUCCAGUUCUUGAAGCGUGCACUGCCUUUUAUCAUCUUUUAUCGUUUGUAGAUUCGUCUCUGCAUAGUCAUUUGGUUGAACUCGGAGUUGAACCUCAGUAUUUUGGGCUUCGUUGGUUACGAGUUUUGUUUGGAAGAGAGUUUUUGCUACAGGAUUUGUUGAUAGUGUGGGAUGAGAUAUUCUCAGCUGAUAAUACAGCAAGAACGGAUGAGGAUAACGAUACAAACCUGAGCUUCAAGAUCUUUGAUUCUCCUCGUGGAGCGCUAAUCUCGGGAAUGGCGGUUUCAAUGAUAUUAUGUUUAAGAUCAUCGUUGCUUGCUACUGAAAAUGCAGCUUCUUGUCUCCAGAGACUAUUGAAUUUCCCAGAGCAGAUUGAUGUGAAUAAGAUAAUCGAGAAAGCUAAGUCAUUACAAGCUUUGGCUUUGGAUGAUGAUGUAAGAUCAUCAGCGUUAUCGAUACAUGAGGUCUUUGAUCAGAGCAUCAGUCCUGCUAUACCGGCGAGAACUAACAGCUUUCCUUCAGGUUCCACUUCGCCUAAAUCUCCAUUGAUAAUUGCACCACAAAGUUAUUGGGAGGAGAAAUGGAGAGAUUUGCACAAAGCCUCCGAGGAAGAGAAAAAGAGUCCUCCAACACAAAAGAAAAAGGCAUGGUUCAAAGUAAAAAGACUCUUCAGAGCAGAGUCUGAGCCAACUCAUUGUGUCAAGUCAGGAAACGGGAAAAGUGAAGUCAAGGUAUCCUUGAUCGCUCGUAACUUACUUGAAGAUUUUAAUCGGCAGGUCGUUUCUGAACCUGAGGAAGCUGAUACAGUAGAUGUGGUGAUCAAUGAAGAUAGCUCAGUUCAAGAAACCGAAGAAAGGAAUAUGGAUUUCGAAACUGCUGGUGAAGAGAGUAUAGCAAUUGAGGAGAAUUCAUCUGAUGCUUUCUCAGAUCCAAACAGUCCUCUCAGAGAUUCAAACUACAUCGAGAAUGAUUCUGAUAGCAGUACAGAGUCGAUUCUAUUUGCCACUGAAAAGGUUCAAGAUCAAGAAACCAGCGCAGUAGAUUCGCCUCUUCCCAUUUCUUCUCAACCCAGCAUUGAGUUUCCAGUAACACUGUCUAAUGACGAAGAGGACACCACAGAUAAAUCAGUGGACAUUAUCAAGGAGCGUAGUAAGGUUUCACCAGGAAAAUUCCAGUGGUUUUGGAAGUUUGGACGCAAUCUCAAUAGCGAGGAGACAAGAUCCAAUGGUAUCGAAAGUAGUAAGAGCGAUUUAGUUUGCUCUUCCGAGUCGCAUUCUCCUCCGCAGGCUUCAUCUUCGAACAGCAAAGGAGAGACAGACCAGAAUGUGAUGAAUACUCUGAAGAACCUUGGCAAUUCGAUGCUCGAACACAUUCAGGUGAUUGAGUCGGUUUUCCAGCAAGAACGGGUUCAGGUUCAAGCAGGAUUAAUGGAGAACUUAACUAAGACCAAUUUGGUCGAAAAGGGACAAGUCACUGCCAUGACAGCUCUCAAAGAGCUUCGGAAAAUCAGUAAUCUGUUGUUGGAAAUGUGA